GAGCUGUCAAAAAUACUUGAACUAAGGGACACGCUUUUCCCAUUUAUUUACAAUUCAUGCCAUCGGAUAAACAAAUUUCGCAAAUCUAGGGCAUGAACUUGUAUUUUCCACUACUCUUUUAAUAUCAAUUGUUACAAAAAUAACACUACAAUGUUCUUUCAAAAAAAAAAAAAAAAAAAAAAAAAAGAAAAAAAAGAAAAACCACCCUACAACGACCAUUUUGAUAUGACCACAUAAACAUAAAGUGAUGUGAAUCGAGUCCCCUUCCUUAUAACUAUUUUUAUUGCUUUAUUUAGGUACUCUCUUGGUUUUACCUUACUCUUAAAGUAGGGGUUUUACAAGUGAGUUUUUAAUAAUGUUUUUAUUAUUUUCUUAGUAGUAGUUAUGGGGCCUUGGGCUUCCAAAGUUGUGUUAAUUAAUUAGUGGGCUCUCUUGGUUCAUUAAUUAAUUAUUAGGGCUUUUUAUUUAGUUUGCUUGCAGGGCAAGUAGGAUAGAUUUAUUUUUCCUAUAUAUACUAGUUGUAUGUCAAUUAUUUUAACAGGAUGUUUUAUGAAUUAUAAUUUGAGAUUAUUGAGCUUUUGCUUGAAGAGAACUUUGUUAAGGUUCAAACUAGUUGUUAACUAGGGUUUUGGGAUCGUUACUCCUAAAAUCAAACUUAGAAGUCGUUGCCUUCUAAGACUAUCUUUCAAAUUUCCACCAUUAAAAUCACUCAAAUCCUUCCAUCAAAUAUAAACCGUCAAAAUACACAUCAAAUUGGUAUAAGAGCCAGGUUUGUAAGUCCCCUCCACUUACACGAUCGAUCUUGUUGAUUGGAAAAAAAAAAAAAAAAACAUUCGUACGCCAAACGGAUAAAUUGCAGAAUUCAUCGGUUACUAGUUUGUUGUGCAAAAGGUACUCGUAACUCCUAUUUUAUUUGUUGGUGAGUGCUUUUUAAUUUACUUGGUGAGUUAACAGACUUGCUUCCAAAAUAUUGAAUUAAUUUUAUUAAAAGUUGUGUCAUCAAUCAUCAUUGAUUUACUUUGCUGCCAAAGAUUACACUACAUUGCUAUAUACGUGUCUUCAUUAAGUUUGUGAAGCAAAAAGUACUCUUUGGGAAUUCAGUUAAUUGAUAUCGUAUAAUUGUUAAAAUUGUGGUUACUUAUUGACGCGCGCAUAAUAGUUGUGGACACAGGUUUUAUUUGUUGAUGAGAGAACUUGAGACUUGUGUUUAAUUUUCUGAAUAUUAUUUCGACAUCAUGAGUACUUUAACAAAGAAGGAUCUUGAUACUAUGCUUGUUGAUAUGAUGAGAAAUUUUAAUGCGAGUCUUGAACGAAUGAAUGAGAAAAUUGAGAAGAGUACACAAGAAAUUGCUCAAACCAAUCAAAGGGUUGAAACUUUGUCUACUCAAGUGAUUGGGGAAGGAAGAAUAAUCAACAACGAACAACCUAGGGGAAUCAUGAGAAAUUUUCCAAUUGACAAUGAUCGAGAUUUGAAGUUGUUGGAACUUCCGGAAUUUACAGGUGAUGGGGAUGCCGAAGACUUUUUAGAUUGGGUUCGUCAGAUGGAAAAGGUCUUUGAUUAUAAAGGUUUUGAUGAGCAAAAAGCCUACAAGGUUGCAAACCUAAAACUGACGAGAUAUGCUUCUCUAUGGUUUGAGAAUUUACGUGCCAAGAGAUUGAGAGAAGAUGAGCCACGAAUUAAUACUUGGAACGAGUUGAAGAGACAAUUAAGGAAACGGUUCCUACCACGAGAAUUUAUCCAAGAUCAAUUCUUGAAGUUGAAUCAUCUUGAACAAAAGAAUCUUAGUGUCGCUGAAUACACUAAAGAGUUUGAGAAAUUGUGCAUGCUUUGUGAUUUGCAGGAAAAAGAGGAGAUGAAGAUUGGACGAUACAUAAAAGGGUUAACACCUUCGAUUUCUCACAAGGUGGAAACAUCAAAUUAUGUGUUCUUUGAUGAUGUCUUAAGGUUGGCAGAGAGAUUUGAGAAACAGGAGAAAGAAAAGAAAAUUUCUUAUUUCAAGGAGAGGAAGUCAUUCUUUAAUGGUGAGGGUUCGAAUAUCAACUCUAACAAUUCAAACAAUGAAGGGAAGAUGAUUGUUGUUACUCCCGAACAAGCUGCAUUGGCAAAAAAAGUUUGUUUCAAGUGUCAAGGCAUGGGACACAUUGCUAGAGAUUGUGGUAACAAAGUGACGGUAUCCAAGAAGGAACAUAGAAUGUUGUUGGCUUAUCUUGACCAAGAAGAGAAAGAGAAGGAGAGUACAUGUUUGCUCAAUACAGAGGAAGAGUUUGAUUUUGAAGAGUUUGAGGGUCAAGAAAAGAUUACUCCUGAACCUGAACAUCACCAUAUCGGUAUCUUAAGGAGAGUUUUGCAUGCUAAUUUUGUUCCUCCUACUACACAUGAGCAAAGGGAAAAUUUGUUCCAUACUAUAUGCAAAGUGGGUGAUAGGAGUUGCUCGUUGAUUAUAGAUACGGGAUCGUGCACCAAUGUUGCAUCUACUAAGUUGGUUGACACUAUGAAUCUUUCUACUAGGGACCAUCCUACUCCUUACAAGCUUAAUUGGUUACAUGAUGGAGAUGGACUACAAGUUAAAAGGCAAGCUUUGGUGAACUUUUCCAUGGGUUCAUAUUCUGAUAGUGUAUGGUGUGAUAUUUUACCUAUGACUGCUUGUUCUAUACUCUUGGGUCGUCCUUGGCAAUAUGAUCGAGGGGUGUUAUUUAAUGGUGUUACAAAUGUUUAUUCAGUGAAGGUUGGGGAUAAGAGAGUCCAAUUACAUCCUUUACCCCCUAAGGCGCCACCUAUUCAAGCUCCUGCUAGAGAGUUGUUGAUUAUGCCUAAACUUAACAAAAAGGAAAGAAGGGCUAAUAUGUUGUCAUUGAGAAACCAACACCCUUUUGAGAUUGGUGAGUAUGUUUUCUUAUCUUUAAAUGCUCAAAAAAUCUUUAAUAAUUCUAGAGGUAAGAAUGAACCAUUAGAGGAAGGACCUUUCAAGAUUGUGCAUAGGGAGAAUUAUGAUACUUUUCAAGUACUUCUUGGAGCGGGAAUUUGCGCUACUAUGAGGGCUAGUGACUUGGUACCUUGUCUUCCGAACGAAACUUGAGGGCAAGUUUUUUUUUUUAAGAGGGAGGGAAUGAUGUGAAUCGAGUCCCCUUCCUUAUAACUAUUUUUAUUGCUUUAUUUAGGUACUCUCUUGGUUUUACCUUACUCUUAAAGUAGGGGUUUUACAAGUGAGUUUUUAAUAAUGUUUUUAUUAUUUUCUUAGUAGUAGUUAUGGGGCCUUGGG
Messenger RNA from Chenopodium quinoa (quinoa), 3260 nucleotides. RefSeq lists its product as uncharacterized. NCBI's taxonomy places the organism in Eukaryota, Viridiplantae, Streptophyta, Magnoliopsida, Caryophyllales, Amaranthaceae. The transcript is spliced from 2 exons. The coding region runs from base 1236 to 3077 and encodes 613 amino acids. The record is from RefSeq and is a predicted model, not a curated record. Gene Ontology annotation, molecular function: nucleic acid binding; zinc ion binding.